GUGUGAUGAGUAAGACAGGUCAGGAAAAGUCGCUUUCAGAAUGAGGAGAUACAGUGAUUUAAGUGACAUGAAGACGAGAGGCAAUAUAUUUGGAUAAAUGGCCAUCCUGGAAGCCUUCCUGGAAAAGGUUGAGUUAAAAAAAAAGAACUCAUCUGAAAUUCCAGUGCUCAGAGAUAAGUGGCAGCUCUGUCUCUCCUCCACUGCCCCAGCACCUCCACAGGUUAGGAAGCCAGGAUUGGAACAUCAGUUAACAUUAAUUAGCAGCUGCCAGCCCAUCUCCUCCCAUUCACGCCGGUCAUACCUCUGGACUCCAGAGAGGAAGCAGGUCCUGGAACAAACCAUGAUCUCACCUUUCUUGGUGCUGGCCAUUGGCACCUGUCUUACCCACUCCUUAGUACCAGAGAAAGAGAAGGACCCCAAGUACUGGAGAGACCAGGCUCAACAGACCCUGAGAAAUGCCCUGAAGCUUCAGAAGCUCAACACCAACGUGGCUAAGAACAUCAUCAUGUUCCUGGGAGACGGGAUGGGCGUGUCCACGGUGACGGCCGCCCGCAUCCUCAAGGGUCAGCUCCACAACAACCCCGGGGAGGAGACCAAGCUGGAGAUGGACGAGUUCCCCCACGUGGCUCUCUCCAAGACGUACAACACCAACGCCCAGGUCCCCGACAGCGCAGGCACGGCCACAGCCUACCUGUGUGGGGUCAAGGCCAACGAGGGCACCGUGGGGGUGAGCGCGGCCACCCAGCGCUCCCAGUGCAACACCACGCGGGGGAACGAGGUCACCUCCAUUCUGCGCUGGGCCAAGGAUGCAGGGAAAUCUGUGGGCAUCGUGACCACCACGCGGGUGAACCACGCCACCCCCAGUGCCGCCUAUGCCCACUCUGCCAACCGAGACUGGUACUCAGACAACGAGAUGCCCCCAGAGGCCCUGAGCCAGGGUUGUAAGGACAUUGCCUACCAGCUCAUGCACAAUAUCAAGGACAUCGAGGUGAUCAUGGGCGGUGGCCGGAAGUACAUGUUCCCCAAAAACAGCACUGACGUGGAAUAUGAGCUGGAUGACAAGGCCAGGGGCACAAGGCUGGACAGCCUGAACCUCAUCGACGUUUGGAGGAGCUUCAAGCCAAGACAUAAGCACUCCCACUACGUCUGGAACCGCACCGAGCUCCUGGCCCUCAGCCCCUACACUGUGGACUACCUCUUGGGUCUCUUUGAGCCCGGGGACAUGCAGUAUGAGCUCAACAGGAACAACGUGACGGACCCGUCCCUCUCUGAGAUGGUGGAGGUGGCCAUCAAGAUCCUGGCCAAGAACCCCAAAGGCUUCUUCCUGCUGGUGGAAGGAGGCAGGAUUGACCAUGGACACCAUGAGGGCAAAGCCAAGCAGGCGCUGCAUGAGGCCGUGGAGAUGGACCAGGCCAUCGGGCAGGCCGGCACCAUGACCUCCCUGGAAGACACGCUGACCGUCGUCACUGCUGACCACUCCCACGUCUUCACCUUUGGUGGCUACACCCCCCGCGGCAACUCCAUCUUUGGUCUGGCCCCCACGGUGAGCGACACGGAUAAGAAGCCCUUCACUUCCAUCCUGUAUGGCAACGGGCCUGGCUACAAGGUGGUGGAUGGCGAACGAGAGAACGUCUCCAUGGUGGACUACGCUCACAACAACUACCAGGCGCAGUCGGCUGUGCCCCUGCGCCACGAGACCCACGGCGGGGAGGACGUGGCGGUCUUUGCCAAGGGCCCCAUGGCCCACCUGCUGCACGGCGUGCACGAGCAGAACUACAUCCCCCAUGUGAUGGCCUACGCCGCCUGCAUCGGGGCCAACCGCGACCACUGUGCCUCCGCCAGCUCUGCGGGUGCCCCCCCGGCCGGCUCCCUGCUGUCCCCGCUGGCCCUGCUGGCCCUCAGCAUCCUGUUCUGAGGGCCCAGAGCCCAGACACCCACCAGCCCCUGACAGAGGGCCGGCUCCCCUCCCGGCGCUGCCUACUCGGCAGCCCACACCUCAAGUGGCGGGGAGGGGAGGCCAGAAGGGGCCCGGGCAGCCAGAGUCCACUGCCCACCUUGCUCUGGACCCUGUGCGGGGCCGGCCAGUUCCUGGCCCCAAGCUGUCACCCCUCCUCACUGCCUCCUGGUCAAUAGGGUGUGUUCUCUUGGGCACACAGAGCACAUAGACAGCAGGAAAUUCUCAAAGCAUCUUAUUUUUCUAGCAAAUAUAUUUCUCCAGACCCAGAGGCCCUGGCGCUUCCAUGGGACAUUCCAGAUCUGACCCUCCCAUUCUCUUCUCCUUCCCUCUGCAACCCCCAUGUCUGUGUCCCCAUGUUCCCGUCCUCUUGUGCAGGGUGAGGGUGAUUGCUCACCCAUCUGUUCCAGACUGCCCGGGACUCCCAGGGAGCCCACUCUGGGUGCCGAAUGUGCAGCCCCAGGGUGGCACAGCUGGGCAGAGCAGGCUGAGACUGGCGGUGCAUACUCCCAGCCCUGGACGCACAUGCCAGCUCCUCUCUGAAGUGACUCCCCUGUUUGGGAUGGCAGUUUUCCCCUCUUCUUGGUGUUGGUUAAAAGGGAACACAAAACAUUUAAAUAAAACUUUCCAAAUAUU
Erinaceus europaeus (western European hedgehog) is the source of this 2590-nucleotide messenger RNA. It is a transcript of the gene ALPL, whose product is annotated as alkaline phosphatase, biomineralization associated. NCBI's taxonomy places the organism in Eukaryota, Metazoa, Chordata, Mammalia, Eulipotyphla, Erinaceidae. Bases 98 to 1915 code for a protein of 605 amino acids. Gene Ontology annotation, molecular function: alkaline phosphatase activity. The record is from RefSeq and is a predicted model, not a curated record. The transcript has 13 exons. Gene Ontology annotation, cellular component: plasma membrane. Gene Ontology annotation, biological process: dephosphorylation.